Diabrotica virgifera virgifera (western corn rootworm) is the source of this 1242-nucleotide messenger RNA. RefSeq lists its product as uncharacterized. The transcript has 2 exons. Lineage: Eukaryota; Metazoa; Arthropoda; Insecta; Coleoptera; Chrysomelidae. Bases 181 to 1206 code for a protein of 341 amino acids. The record is from RefSeq and is a predicted model, not a curated record.
UCGUAUUGGAUUUCAGUAGCAAAUUAUUCUGCAACUAAGAAAUUAGUUUUCAGUUGAAUCGCAUCAUAUACCUAAGUAAAUUAAUGCUUUAGCGAGUAUAAUAAUUGUUUGCCUGUUUUUAAAUACAUACUACAUAAUAUUUUAAUAUAAUUGAAGAAUUUUGGUACUUAGGCAACUGAAAUGGCUACACCUUUCCUAUCAAACCUCAACUAUGACGAGUCAAUAGGAAUAGAUAACGUAUUUGAAAAUCAUGAUGAAGCUCAUUUCGAUAAUUUCAUGAGAUACGUCAGAUUGAUGGACAAAGUUUCUACUUUUAUGGCAAUUACAGAGAUCAUUCAAUUCUUUUUAAUUUUAGGCGUAAUCGGAAUAAAUAUUUAUUUUAUAGGAAUAGUGUGUAGAAACAAAAAUUUAUAUACAAUCAAAGCAAAUAGGUACUUAUUGCACUGUUUUAUAUUUAAUAUCUUUAUGUGGUCUAAAGAGCCAAUAUAUUUAAUUAUACUGCAAGUUUUUAAAUUAUACCAGUAUUUCGAGGAUUUCGGUGCUAAGUUGCUCUGUGUUGUAGAUCAAUUUGUGACUACUGGUGUAACUGGUAUGUUUUUGUGUAUGUUCGGUAUUGGCUUGGAGUGGCUUUUAGCAGUAAGUAAGACCAACAUGAAACCUUUUGUACAAAAGCUUUAUGACCAUUCUGUCCUUAUUAUUUAUUUGCUGUGUACUAUCAAAAUUAUUAUUGACUACAUUGUUUGCGACCAUAUAUUCUUUUUUCAUACUAAUUACAUAGAACACGUUUUACUUUUUGCCUUACUUGCACUUGUCAUUUACUGCAACAUUAAAAGCAAAACAUUGAAAGCUAAAACUUCUUACUUGAUAUCUGUAAUAAACUUGUUUGUAUUCUCUUGGAUUCCCCUGUAUUGUUACGAUAUUUUACAUGUGAAUGUGGUGAGAACUAAUUAUACCAUGACAUUCAUCUUAAACGUCACCGAUUUUAUACCAGAAUAUUUAGCGUACGGGAGCCCUAUUGUAAUUUUUAUUUGGUUGAGUAGAAAAAACAAAUAUUUCAAAGUUGCCUAUCGAAAAUCGUGCAGUUGUUGCACUUGCUGUAGGGCAAUCAGCGAUUACAGCGGCGACGAUGAAACUUUUGAGGAUUCUGAGGAAAUGGAUCAUGUGGAAAAUGUUGAAAAUAUGUCCAAUAAUGCAACACUUUUGUAAAUAAUAUAUACCUACAAUAAAUUUUAUUUGAAGAAA